Messenger RNA from Clunio marinus, 219 nucleotides. Lineage: Eukaryota; Metazoa; Arthropoda; Insecta; Diptera; Chironomidae. The record is from the annotation of a GenBank genome assembly.
AUGUUUAAUGCUGAUUGCGCACAAAUGAAAGAAAAAAAUAAAAAUUGUCGGUUCAUAUCGGUUUUGAUGGUAAUCAGUCGAAUAGAAAAUUUCACCUUUUCUCCUGUUGACGAAGCUUCGAUGUUUAAAAAAACGUUCAAUGGAUUAGUUGAAUCUUGUGGAUGGGAAAUGUCAGCUAAACUCGGAAAACUUAUGGAAGAUGUUGUUAAAGUAGAAUGA